Paramuricea clavata is the source of this 1181-nucleotide messenger RNA. The record is from the annotation of a GenBank genome assembly. NCBI's taxonomy places the organism in Eukaryota, Metazoa, Cnidaria, Anthozoa, Malacalcyonacea, Plexauridae.
UCCCUAAUUGCAAGAAAAUGCCUAGCAGUAAAACAUUUCAACAAACUAUUAGAACUGUCAGUGGUGAAAACAUGCCCAUCAAUGGUGUGGCAUUAGUUCCCUUUCAAAUUGGUGAGUAUAACUAUACAUUUUAUGCAUACAUCAUAGAAAAUUUAACUUAUGAUGCAAUUCUUGGGUCUGACUUCCUAGGUCAUUAUCAAGGUGUUAUCGAUUUUGACAACCAGUCUUUUGAAUUAUUGCCACCAAGUGAAAAUCCACCACCUACGGAUACACCACCACCUUGUCCGAUACCUAGGCUAGUUAAGUGGGAAGGGUAUGACCCUGAGCAUAAUUCAUGGGUAGACGAGACUGACAUUAUUCACCUUGAACAAAACAACAACUAACGUACGAUACCAUCUCAAGGCUUUUAACCUCUGGGACGACUUGUUUUGUGAUCCGGAUGUUCAGGAUCUCAUGCUUGUGUUGUCCAGACUUCGGCUGUGAACUAUUUAGCCUCGCAUGUACCCCUCGUUCGGACACGUUAUAAUUGUGUGUGAAGUAUAAUUAGAUGUCGCACUAUGUGGGAAGUUGAAAGUGAAUGAUGAGAAAAAGAAUGUAAAAUAGGCUUUGUUAUUGUUUUGUUAUUGUUUUGUUAUGUUUUGUUAUUUUGUUAUUGUCCCUUCCAUGACACAAUUAUGUUCUUUUUCCUUAAUAUUUGGUUCAAGUCAAAUUUCACAUGCCUUUGCAAUUAGGUGAGUAUUUAUCUGUAAUCAAUAUACGGAUACAGUUUCAGUUAAAGUUCUCAACAGUGGAAUACAACGAUGGUUGCACAUGCAAAGAAAUGUACAAUUACUGAAAGACUGCUAACCUUGAAAUCAAGAUCAUAUUGAACUUAUUUAAUUGUAAUAACUUUGAAAACCGGGAGGUUUUCACUUAAAGGAGAGAGAUAUGUUAUACUCGGAAAUAAUACACUAGAAUUAUAUGCACGAGUAUUGCACGUGAUGAUCACAUGAAGCAUACAAUGAACCAUUGAUGAACAAUGCACAAUAGCAUAAUUUAAUUAACAGGAAACAAUGUGUAUGACACUGUCAGGAAACAGUGAGUGUAUUAGAGUCUUAGUGUCAGAGUAGAGCUGACUGUAGUCAGAGCGUUUGUAUCUAUCAAAAGCAACGCACAGACGCACACAAUAUUCAAAAUAUAUA